Trichoderma citrinoviride is the source of this 1365-nucleotide messenger RNA. Its product is annotated as camp-dependent protein kinase regulatory subunit. Gene Ontology annotation, biological process: regulation of protein phosphorylation. The record is from RefSeq and is a predicted model, not a curated record. Gene Ontology annotation, cellular component: cAMP-dependent protein kinase complex; nucleus. The transcript has 2 exons. Gene Ontology annotation, molecular function: cAMP-dependent protein kinase regulator activity. NCBI's taxonomy places the organism in Eukaryota, Fungi, Ascomycota, Sordariomycetes, Hypocreales, Hypocreaceae. The coding region runs from base 1 to 1365 and encodes 454 amino acids.
AUGUCUCUGCCAGAAGCUUACCAACAUGAGAUUCAAGCUCUCAAUCGGCAGGUUCUGCAGACCUGUCCGUCCGAUAUCCUCCAGUUCUGCGCCGACUUCUUCAACGCGCGACUAGCAUCCGAACGAGCGGCGAGCCUCUCCAUCUUCCGCGACCGAGGUACCCCCUCGCCACGAUUCUCCCCCUCGCCCACUAGCCACUUUGCCAUGAUGUCUAGUCAAUUCUCGAGCCCAUUUGGGGCAAAUAGCAACCCUUUUGGCGGGAGCACCUCGCCCAUGGCCUCCAGUGUGAUGCACAGCGUCGUGGAGGAGGAAGAAAACGACAAUGACAACGAUCACUUGGCCCCCGGUGGCCCCUUAUUCUCAGGAGCCUUUGGCGGCGACGCAUCUACCGAGGCUCCACCCACCAUGAGAGCCCCCCCUAGCAAUGACAGCUAUCCGGCACAGUACAACUUUGGACGUCGGACGUCCGUUUCAGCAGAGUCUCUGAAGCCGAGCGCUGACAGCUAUGACAACUGGACCCCUCCCUUUACCGAAAAGACGCCCGAGCAGAUUGAGCGGCUCAAGCAUGCCAUUGAGGGAAAUUUCCUCUUCAACCACUUGGACGAUGAGCAGAGCGCACAAAUUCUGGGCGCCCUCGUCGAGAAGCCGAUUCCUGCCAGGGGCAUCAAGGUCAUUAGCCAAGGAGACGCUGGCGACUACUUCUACGUGGUUGAGCGAGGCUCGUUCGACGUCUAUGUCAACCCUUGUGGCUUCAUCGAGCCUGGACCGGACGGACUGGGCAGCAAGGUUGGCAACAUUCAGGCUGGCGGCUCCUUUGGUGAGCUCGCUCUCAUGUACAAUGCGCCCCGUGCGGCAACCAUCAUCUCUGCCGAAGGAAGCUGCACACUGUGGGCCUUGGACCGAGUGACAUUCCGUCGCAUCCUGAUGGAGUCGACGUUUGCCCGGCGGCGCAUGUACGAGAGCUUCUUGGAGGAAGUGCCCAUUCUCUCUUCGCUCACCCCCUACGAACGAUCCAAGAUUGCCGAUGCCCUCGAGACACAGAAGUUCGCGCCCGGCGACACCAUCAUCCACGAGGGCGAUCCUGGCCACUCCUUCUACCUUCUCGAGAGUGGCGAGGCAGCUGCCUACAAGGGAGAUGAAAAGGUGCUGUCCUACAACAAGGGUGACUUCUUUGGCGAACUGGCACUGCUCAAUGAUGCUCCGCGAGCCGCUAGUGUCGUGGCUAUUACGGACGUCAAGGUGGCUACGCUGGGCAAGAACGCAUUCCAACGACUCCUCGGCCCCGUCGAAGGUCUCCUGCGGAGGACAAGAUACCAAGGAGUCAAGACGGGUGUCGAGGAGAUGGACCCCCUGCAGCAGGAGUAA